CCGCGGUCAAUUGGGAAGGAUGAUCACUCCGUAGACUAAGGUCUAAACAUAGUACGAGUAUACCCUAAGAGUCGCUCAAUCUAUUUCCUUCCAUUGUUAUCUUCCCUAAAUCCCCUGUCCGCGACACUUUACAUUCCAGCCUCCAAAGAACUUCUAGCUUGAAGCCCACAGUAUACUCCCAAAAUGAACUACUUUAUCAAAACCCCGGCAGCUGAGGACUCCCACACCCUCAGAAUAACAAUCACCCCCCAUUUUGACGCUCAAGGCGCACAUCACCUAUUCAUAGACCAAGCCCUCUCCAGCCCAAACUGCUUAGCCCACCAGCCCCUUUUCAUAUUCGAGACAAAAUACGGAAAUGUCCCCGCGCACCCAUUCACCGAGAACGCCAUACAAGCCCACGACGCAGCUGGUCCUCUCCAAAUCUCCUUUACCCCAAAAUCUGACUCCCCAGACCAAGAAUGGCGCGUGGACCGCAACACCUCCGGAGACGUCACCUUGCAAUUCAACGUCUUCCCCCGAGAAGUAGACAUAACGACUCCAAUGGGCCCACGCGUCGACAUGCGUCGUGAUCAAGGCGGCCUCUGCGCCGGCGGAAGAUGGUUCCUGCCCCGACCGGCAGUCGAUCGUGAGUAUCACAAUAUCGUUGAGUGGGAUCUCGCACAGGCGCCAGAGGGAACGCGCGCUGUGUGGUCGUACGGUGAGGGUCCUGGGCCUGUAACCAAGGACGGGAACCCGAAUGUCGUAACGGAUUCGAUCUUUAUGGUUGGGCCGGUGAAGAGUUAUCUCAAUUCGGGUGUUUUGUCUGGUGCUUAUUCUGGUGCGAAUAUCUAUUGGUUUGGAGAGCUGCCGGAUAAUCUGCAGCGGUUGAAUGAGUAUAAUGUUUUGUUGUUUCCGAAGUUAGCUAGCUUUUUUCAGAGGGAGGAUGCUUCGUACCGGGUCUUUAUUCGGAAAGUUAUUAGAGGCUUUGGGGGAAGCUCGUGUCUGGAGAGCUAUAUGCUUGAAUACGAUAAGACGGUUUCGGAGGAGACGGAUGAGGACAUGAUCUGUCUCCUUUCUCAUGAGAUGAUACAUAGCUUCUCUUUUAUGGAUCCGGAGAUUGAUGGGUACGAUAACGGGUGGUUUAUUGAAGGCAUCGCGGAAUUUUACUCUAUAUUCCUUCCUUAUCGGUUCGGUCUUCGUGGGGUGGAGUAUCUGCAAAGCAGACUGAAUGCAGUCUUGCACGAAUACGGAACAAGCCCGCGAAUUGAGAUGGACGCAACCGAUGCCCAACACGAGUUCUACAAUGACUGGUAUGCAGAACGGAUUCCAUACAUGCGUGGCUGUGUCUAUCUUCUGCAGAUUGAUAGCCAUCUGAGGAAAGUCACUGGUCGUUUUGGAAUCGACCAGAACAGUCCGUUAGACGACAUACUUGUCGAAUUGGCUAAACGCUGGCAUCGCGGGAGACAGGUUCGAGCGAGAGACUGGCUGGAGUAUCUGCGUCCAAUCCUAGGAGAGAACACAGAUAUUGCUGGGGAUUUCCAGAGUAUGCUGAGAGGCAAAGUGCUUGAUAUGCGUGAUGUGUUGGUGACAAACAAGGACUGGUCUCUGUCUUGGUCAAUGCAGGAGGUCCUAGAGAUUGGCUACGACAAGUCGAGCAACAGUACACGCAUUAUUUCUGGUGUUGUCCCCGGCUCAAGGGCUGCUCUUGCUGGAUUGAAGGAUGGAGAUCACAUUGUGUCUACAUCGCGGGUAAGUAAAUGUUAUGACUCUCUAUCUGCGUACUACGAACUGGUCAUUGAGCGGGCUAGUGAGAGAAUACAUAUCUCUUACUGGCCGCGCUCAUUUACAAAAGCGAGGGUCUGGCAGCUGGUGCAGUGACGGGGUGAAGAAUCAAGCGCGAAGGUAGUCCUGUUAGAUAGCUUUGAGGCGAACAGGUAGGACGGAGAGGAGGUUUUUUAUUCAGGGGGAGAGACAUUGGCUGUGAUGGAGCAAUGAGUGUCGUCCAUGAUAAUCUGAAUGCCCACCAGGGGAUUCUCCAUCAGAAAAUUUAACUCGCACAUAUCAGCCACGUACAGUUUGAAACUCUCUCUGUAUAUUAAAAAAGGGAUAUUUUCCUCCUUCACCUACCUGCUCCAUACCCACCUUGGUCUUUGAAUAUCUCACAUUUCU
This is a messenger RNA of Aspergillus alliaceus, 2148 nucleotides long. RefSeq lists its product as uncharacterized. Bases 184 to 1857 code for a protein of 557 amino acids. Lineage: Eukaryota; Fungi; Ascomycota; Eurotiomycetes; Eurotiales; Aspergillaceae. The transcript is spliced from 2 exons. The record is from RefSeq and is a predicted model, not a curated record. Gene Ontology annotation, molecular function: protein binding.